AGCUAACCUGUCCAUGGCAAAGAUAGUUGUGAGCGCUAUAUUCUAAAACAGUGUUGGCUUGAGAGCAGACAUGGAUCCUGAAGAUGCAGAAGAAGUGGUGGCCGAGUUGCAUGGACAAACUGUGGAUGCUUGGGCUCUUGCCCAGAUCGCAGCAGGCACCGGGUUGGCCGCCUACCUGGUAUGGGCAGGCGUUCUCAUGCCCGGAUUCCGAAAAGUGCCUUUACGGUUACAGGUGCCCUAUGUCCCAGCCAGCAUGAAGCAAGUGGAAAGCGUGAUGUCGCUGCUGAAAGGACGCUCAGGGAAGAUGGUGGAUUUGGGGUCAGGAGAUGGCAGAAUUGUCUUGGAAGCCUACAAGCAAGGCUUCAGGCCGGCUAUUGGCUACGAACUCAACCCCUGGCUGCUGCGGCUCUCCAACUAUCACGCCUGGAAGGCUGGGUGCUACGGAAAGGUUUCUUAUCGCCAAGAGGAUCUUUGGAAGGUGAAGCUAUCAGACUGUAAGAACGUAACGGUGUUUCUGGCUCCCAGCGUGCUUCUGCUUCUGGAAAGAAAACUGCUUCUGGAGCUUCCUGAUGAUGCUCGGGUCGUUGCCGGGCGCUUUCCCCUCCCCAGCUGGGCCCCCGUCGACAUGGCCGGGGAAGGCAUGGACCAAGCUUGGGCCUACGAUAUCAAGGCUGUACGGCAAGCUGAGCAGAAUAAACCGGAGGGAAGCCCAGUGUGAGGCACGACCAGCUUGGAAGCACACAUUUUUGCAAGACACUCAAGUGUCAUUUCGUGACGUUCUUAAGACAAGAUGUACUUUUUCCCCGUCGUGAAACCACACGGCCCCCAUGAACUGCAGCGCGGGUGGGCGCAACGAGGAGAUGAUGGCUUGGUCAGAGAAAUCCAAAACCAAGCCCUGCCAAUUCUAGAAAUUCUUUAUGACCUCUGCAACAGCUUGGAUAGAUAAACCAUUCGCUUUGGUUUAGUGUACAUCAUUUUGUUUAAUUUAUUUGUAACAAACUCUCAUAAUACAUUUUUUUAUAACUCCUGUGUUUAUGGAA
This is a messenger RNA of Pogona vitticeps (central bearded dragon), 1040 nucleotides long. The record is from RefSeq and is a predicted model, not a curated record. NCBI's taxonomy places the organism in Eukaryota, Metazoa, Chordata, Lepidosauria, Squamata, Agamidae.